Danio rerio (zebrafish) is the source of this 595-nucleotide messenger RNA. The record is from RefSeq and is a predicted model, not a curated record. NCBI's taxonomy places the organism in Eukaryota, Metazoa, Chordata, Actinopteri, Cypriniformes, Danionidae.
UUCACACUUCCUGGUUCCGGUAAGCGAAGCAGUGUAUCACAACAUCCGGUUCAAUGCAACGCAGUAAGAAAGAAUGGCUGAGUCGUCUCAUCGCUGUUAUUGCAGCGUUCCCGGCUGCUCAAACUCAAAACAACGUCACCCUUACCUCAGUUUCCACGAUUUCCCGAAAGAUGAAGAACAGAGGAAGUCAUGGGUAAAAUUUAUCAGACGGGAUGAAGGUCCUUUGUUUCAAAUUAAACGCGGGAGUACGUUCGUGUGCAGUAUGCACUUCAAAGCGGACGAUAUUUACACUACCAAAAGUGGAAGGAGGAAGAUAAAUCCUGGUGCUGCACCUCGCCUUUUUUCCUGGAAUGACUGGAGUACAGACCGAGUUACACGUGAGUCACCUUUUCAACGGGCAAGUACUCGGCUUGGUGUUGAUGUUCGUGUUGACCGCACUGCUCCAGCCGUAGCUGUGCCGAUACUCCCUCAAGCAGACCACGACUAUGCAUGUCAACCAUCACCUGGACAUUUGGAUGCUGCUGCUCAAAGAAUCAGAGAGCUAGAGGCCAAGAUCAGACACUCUUCACCGGGUCAAUAUCUGACCAAGAAAUAA